Salpingoeca rosetta is the source of this 2292-nucleotide messenger RNA. RefSeq lists its product as uncharacterized. The transcript is spliced from 14 exons. The record is from RefSeq and is a predicted model, not a curated record. The coding region runs from base 1 to 2292 and encodes 763 amino acids. NCBI's taxonomy places the organism in Eukaryota, Choanoflagellata, Craspedida, Salpingoecidae.
AUGUGUGCAUGUGCCAUUGAGCGUGACAAGCUGCAGCAGUCGCUGGCGCAGGAGCGGAGUGAAUGGCAGGCGGCGGUGGCCGAGGUGCAGUCUGAGCUUGAGCACAUCCAGACGGGACACACAGAGGUGCGACAAUUGGUUGUGAUGAAUGCCGGUGAUGGCGCCUCGAUGCUGGCGCGUGAGGUGUCGGCGUUGAGGGAGCGAUUGGAGAAGGAAUCAAAGCACCUCUCUGACGCGAAGACGAAGACAGUUGAGCUUGAUGCGGAGGUGCGCCGGCUGCAGCUGCAGUUGAGUGUCGCCGAACGCGAGCGCGAUGCGGCCAAGAGCGAAGCCGACAUUGCCGAGCAGCGCGCAGCAGCGGAGCGACGGAAGAUGGAAGCUGCCAUCCAGUCUCGCAUCGACAAGGAGGUCAUGGCACGCGUCUCGCAGGAACAGGCGCGAACGGCGGAAGUUGAGGCGCGACUGCGGGAUGCGCACCGCUCGCAGAUGGAGGAAGCGAGCGAUCGUCAUCGUGGAGCAAACGGGGAGCGGCGGGGGAUGGUGGUGGUGGUGGUGUUGUUGUUGUUGUUGUUGUUGUUGUUGUUGUUGUUGUUGUUGUUGUUGUUGUUGUUGUUGUUGUUGUUGUUGUUGCGCAGAAGUCAACGAGGCGUAAGUGAUGAUGGUGGUGGUGAUGAUGAUGAUGAUGAUGAUGGCGAUGAUGGCGAUGGUGAUGAUGAUGAUGAUGAUGAUGAUGGUGGUGGUGGUGAUGGUGGCGGUGGCGGUGGUGACAUUCAUUGCACCCUCGCGAAGCAGAAGGAGACGGUGUCUGAGCUCAAGUCGCAGAUACAGCAACGCGACCACAUGCGGCAAGAUUUGGGCACGCAGCUGCAAGACAUGCUGCGCAAGCAUUAUGAAAAUGCAUCACGAAUUGUCAACCGCCUUACGGGCCUCUCGCACCAAUCAGGGUACGCAACGCAGUGCCAUGCGCUCGCGCCAUCCUCCCCCUCCUCAGCGGCAACAGCAGCCGGAACAGGACCAGCGCUAGCGCACCAGCAUCGCCACAUUCGCAAUGGCGAGCAAGUGGUGGUGUCAUCUGGUCUUGUUGAUGAUGGUGCCAGCGAUGGCGACAUGCUGAAUGCAAUGAGGCAACACCAUCAACAGAAACAGCACCAGCAGCACCAGCACCAGCAGCGGUUUCCGUACAUGCGUGGGCUGGAUCUCCAUGAUAGUGACACAGACAGUGAUGGUGGUUUGCUUGGAAUGCUUGGUGGUGAUGGUGGUGGUCGUGGUGGACUUGGUUUGUACGGCGGCGGCGGUGGUGGCGAGUGGGACUUUGAUGCACACAUGUCGGAUGCGCACACGAUUGAGGAAGUGGAGGAGGAGGCAUACGCGCGCCAGCACCGCAGUGGUGGUGAUGAUGAUGGUGGUGCUGAUUGGGGUGACAGGACACAGCCUCCCUUCCGGACCGGUGCUCAAGGUGGAGGUAACAUGCCGCUUGCGGACCAACGCGCCGCCGCCACAACGGGAUAUGAGUUUGACAUGCGGAUGUUUGCUCAGGAUUCGUUGAACAAGGAGCGAUUGCUGGCACUGAGGCACCAGCACCAGCACACCAACAGCACCAUGCACCGUGCUGGCAACCACGGUGACGGUGGUGAACGCAAAAGCGGUGGUGGUGGUGGUGGUGAUGAUGAUGAACGCCGUGAUCACGCUGGCGAAAGACGACAGCGGAAGGACAGUGGCAGAAACGCGGGGCCGCGUAGUGGGGCAGGGUCCUCCCACAAAACGCGUUCUGAGCACGCGCUGCAGCCAUCGCCGCUUCGCAGGCGACGCGAGGAUGCGCACGCAACAGCAGCAUCAACAUCUGCAUCAGCGAACACACGCCGACCGGGACACAACGCAAGCGGCACUGGCCAUCACGAUGAUGAUGGUGGUGGUGAUGGUGGCGGCGAUGGCGGUGUGAGCAUUCACAGCACAGCCAGCGCUGCGACCGGCACCACACGCAAGGGCAAAGACAAAGAGCACCAGCAGCAAGGUGCCAAGGGCGGUGCAAGUGGUGGUGGUGGUGGUGUCCAUUUUCCUUCACGACGCGCCAAGCACGAACAGCAGCAGCACCGGCGGGACACCGAUGGUGACGACGACGAAGAUGAUGAUGAUGAUGAUGGUGAUGGGCAGCCAAAACCUCGUCGCGACUAUGAAAAGCCGUGGCUCGCCAACUCUCUGCGUUCAUCAAAGCGCUCAACAGAUGAGAUGAAGAACAGCGGAGUUCGCGGUGAUGGAAAACAGCAAGCGGGAACACAGCCCGUGUGGAAAUAG